Fimicolochytrium jonesii is the source of this 2283-nucleotide messenger RNA. RefSeq lists its product as uncharacterized. The coding region runs from base 90 to 1931 and encodes 613 amino acids. Gene Ontology annotation, molecular function: mRNA binding. Gene Ontology annotation, cellular component: cytoplasm; nucleus. NCBI's taxonomy places the organism in Eukaryota, Fungi, Chytridiomycota, Chytridiomycetes, Spizellomycetales, Powellomycetaceae. The transcript has 8 exons. Gene Ontology annotation, biological process: regulation of gene expression. The record is from RefSeq and is a predicted model, not a curated record.
CACAAAGCGGCCAGUCUGGUGUUUCUGACUUGCCGACGGACCAUAACACUGCCAUCCACAGCUACCCGCCAGCCAGCCAACCACCUACCAUGACUUACAACGGUACUGGAGACGGCGCUCCCGCUGCUGCUGACCCGAGCGCCAUUUUGAAUGCCGCCGUGGAGAGAGCGAAGGCUAUAGCCGCUCGUCUAUCACAAGUGAAACCUCCAGCAGGGGAUCAGUUCGAAAAUGCAAGCAGUCCAACUACUUCCGGCACCAAACGCUCCCACGCCGAAUUCGAUGACUACCGUCCUCCGUCCUCUGGCUACCGCCGCGAGGACUUCCAAAGCGAAAGCAAACGUCAGGCUUCCGACCACGAUCAGUACGGCGGAGGCAGCCGCAGCUUCGGUUCGAACCCUUACGACCGCCCGAACGAUAGUUAUGGAGGAUCCAGUGGCGGUGGUGGAGGCAGGCCUCGCAUCGGUCUUGGUCACUCUGACGCACCACCUUCGUCGCACUACGGUCCCGGCGCUUCUCACGGCAGGUCCUCUGUGAGUGAGGAAAUUACAGUUCCCAAUCAAUUUGUCGGGCUCAUCAUUGGCCGCUCCGGUGACAACUUGAAACGAAUCGAAAGUACUUGCAACGUCAAGGUGCAGGUUGCGUCAGACAAAACAGACGGGCCGGACGCAGACCGCCGCACCACAAUCACCGGUGAGCCCGAGGACGUCGCGCGAGCAAAAGCAAUGAUCAUGGAGCAAGUCAACCAAGGAAACGCUCCUCCGUUCCGCGCCCCAAUGUCCUCGGCUCCACCUGCAAACCCAUCCGACUCCAUUACCGUCCCUGCUCAUAAAGUUGGUCUUGUUAUCGGCCGUGGCGGCGAAACAAUUCAUCGCUUGCAGGACCAAAGCGGCGCCAGCAUCAACGUCGUGCAGGAGAGUGCACAGGACACGUCCUCGGGCUUGCGAACCAUCACAUUGUCCGGAAACCCUGCUUCGGUCGACAUGGCCAAGCAGCUGAUCGAUGAGCUGGUCAACUCUCAGGGGCCUCCGGGCAGGUUCCAAAACAACUUCAGGGGCGAGACUGAGAUCAUCAAAGUCCACACCGACAGGGUCGGCCUAGUAAUCGGUCGCGGUGGCGAGACCAUCAAAUCCAUCCAGAUGCAAUGCGACGUCAAGAUCAAAGUCGACUCACAAUCCGACCCCGAAGGAAAUCGCACGGUAACCAUCUCCGGCCCGCCCGAGAACAUCGCCCGCGCCAAAGAGAUGGUGAUGGAGCGCGCUUACAGUAGUCGAAGGGAAGGUGGGCCGAUGGGUGGGCCGAUGGGCGGUCAUGGCGGUGGCGGCGGAUACCAGCAGCAACAACAGCAGUACCCGCAACACGUUCAACAGCAAGCGUAUGGGCAGUACGCCCCGCCUGGGAACUACGGCGGAUACGGACAUGAGCAGUGGGCGGGCGGCGCGGAGGGUGCCCCCGGCGCGUACGGCGGGUACGAUGCCAACGCAUACGGGUGGAACGCGGCCGGUUAUGGGCAGCAACCCGGCGGUGAGGCCGGUGGCGCUCCCCCCGGUGCCGGCCCCGACUCUGCCAACCCGCAAGGAGACGCAGGAGGCGAGGGCGGUCAACCCCAACAACAGUACGACCAAGAAGCCUGGGCGGCUUACUACGCGCAGUACCAGCAGUAUUACGGCAUGUACCCCCAAUACGCCGCCGGUGCGGUCCCCGAUGCGUCCGCUGUACCUGGCGCACCUCCUGCACCUGCCCCCGACGCGACCACCGAAGACAAACCACCCACCGACGACCAGAAUUCGUCCGCGGCGCCUUCUGCACCCGCCCAACCGAAUGCGUCCUCGUCACCUGGCAGCGUAACCGGGAAGGAUGAUUCGACCGCUGCUGCUGCGUCGCCACCGGCCGCCGAGUCGGGAACCGCGUCGCCGGCGCCUCCAUCGGAAUGAAGCAGAUUGAAUUAAUUAUCUGAAAGCGUUGAUUAAGGUUGACGGGGAAGGAAGGGCGGGGAAGGAAGCGAAAACAGGAAGGGUUGGUUUCUCGCUGUAUUCUCCGGCGGGCUUCAAACGAGGAUUUCGCUGGCUGGCGAUCUUAAAUAUAUAUUCGAUGCUCAAAAUGGAGCUCCAGUUCAAUUUCUCAGCUUCCCCUUCCAUCUGAAUGACAUCUAUUUUUACAUGACCAUACAUAUUCCACCAUGCACAAGGCCCCAACACCCUUGCGUACGUAGUACUGUUCUAUGGCUGCAAAGCAGACAGAGCCCUAGCGCUCGUCGCAUGGUGUCCCGUACGGGGGAAACGCGCA